CUCUUUCGUUUUCUAGUUGCUUUAGAUGGAGGGAAGUUCAAGUGAAAAUAAAGAAGAGACUACACACACAGAAGAGUACAAGCUUGAACCUUUAUCUGAACUUCGAGUUGAGGUGGACAGUGGAGCAGAAGUAGAGUUAGAGCUGACAGAUGGGAAAGCAGAGGUGUUUGGUACAGAACUGGUGAAGGGGAAGAGGGCCACUUUCCUGCCAAGUUCAAAGUUAGCUGUCUUCACAUGGCAUGGAUGCAGCAUCAAACUAAUUGGUAAGACUGAAAUGGCUUAUGUCUCAAAGGAAACUCCAAUGGUGAUGUACUUGAAUGUCCAUGGAGCAUUGGAACAGAUGAAACGGAAGGCCAGUGAAGAGCUGACUCCUGGACCCAGGAUCAUGAUUGUUGGACCUAAGGAUGUUGGUAAAAGCACCGUUUGUAAGCUGUUCCUGAAUUAUUGUGUACGAGCUGGCCAUGCCCCAUUAUUUGUGGAUAUUGAUGUUGGACAAAGUAUGAUUUCAAUCCCUGGUACCCUGGCGGCAGCAGUUGUAGAAAGACCUGCAGAUAUUGAAGAUGGCUUCAUCCAGUCCGUGGCACCUGUUGUCUACCAUUUUGGCCAUUUUAGUCCCAAUGAAAACCUUGCUCUGUACAACCUCCUCAUCAGUAGACUAGCAUCAGUAAUCCAGUUGAAAUGUGAGGCAAAUAAGAAAACUAACCUCAGUGGCGUCAUCAUCAACACAAGUGGCUGGGUACGAGGUGGAGGUUAUCAAUCGCUAGUACAUACAGCUGGAGCAUUUGAAGUGGACAUCAUAGCAGUGUUAGACCAAGAGAGAUUGUACAAUGAAUUGGUGCGAGAUAUGCCAGACUUCGUGAAAGUUAUCCUGCUGCCAAAAUCUGGAGGGGUCGUUGAGAGAAACGCCCACAGCAGAACAGAAAGCCGUGACAGCAAAAUCAGGGAAUAUUUCUAUGGAAUCAGAAACACAUACUUUCCUCAUUCGUUUGAGGUGAAGUUCACUGAUGUCAAAAUUUACAAAAUAGGGGGUCCACAUUUACCUGAUUCUUGUUUACCAUUGGGAAUGAAAUCACAAGACAGUAAGACAAAACUUGUUCCAGUUCAACCAGGUGUGAACUUAAUGCAUCAUGUGUUAAGUAUGAGUGCAGCCACAACUUUAGAAAAACUAGUCGAAGUGAAUGUGCUGGGAUUUGUAGUUGUAACCAGUGUUGAUGCCGAGCGUCAAGUGUUUACAGUGCUGGCACCAGCUCCUCGACCACUGCCCAAAACUUACUUACUACAGAUGGACAUACAAUUCCUUGAUAUAAAAUAACCAGACCAGACACCCGUUAUUUAUUUUUUGAAAAUCAAAGACAAUUAUUUUUUUAUGCCCCCCUCCCUCAUUUAUGUAUAUAUUGCUAUACAUAUUUAUUUUUAAUUCCAGCAAUAAAUAUUCUUUUUAAGGUUUUAAA
Messenger RNA from Octopus bimaculoides (California two-spot octopus), 1451 nucleotides. RefSeq names its product polyribonucleotide 5'-hydroxyl-kinase Clp1. Gene Ontology annotation, biological process: tRNA splicing, via endonucleolytic cleavage and ligation; mRNA 3'-end processing. NCBI's taxonomy places the organism in Eukaryota, Metazoa, Mollusca, Cephalopoda, Octopoda, Octopodidae. Gene Ontology annotation, molecular function: polynucleotide 5'-hydroxyl-kinase activity. Gene Ontology annotation, cellular component: nucleus; mRNA cleavage factor complex. The record is from RefSeq and is a predicted model, not a curated record.